UCCUCGCGCGCCGCACGUCGCGCAUCCCCUGGCUUGCCUGCGGCUGGAGAGAGGAGCCCAUCCAACCCUAGCUCCCGAUCCACAUCUGACGCACUCCUCCCUCCUUCUCCCUCUCACGACCGUCGCACCCAUUCCUCUCUUCCGCCUCCCUCUUCCUUCACAGAUCCCUACCACCGCCACACCCACUCGUCUCCUCCUCUCUCUUCUAGCUUCCUCCCCCUUCCUGAUCUCUGCGUCGGCCGUCGCGCGAGAGGAGCAGCGGUGGCGGAGACGCUCAGGUGGCGGCGUCGAGCUGCGAAGCGGCGGCGCUCGGGCGCGAGACGACAGAAGCGGGAGCGGCUACUCCAGGCCCCGAUCUGGGGGUUCGGUUCCAGGGCGCUGACAGCUUCUCCCUCUACGACGCCGGGGGCGAGCUGGGGUUCGUCGUCACCACGGCCGACCACCUCCCGUCGCUAGGGUGCAUGACGGCGGUCGGGUCGGGCCGGGACAGAACCGCAGGAGGCCAUGAAGGGCACGACGGCUGCUGGCAGAAGCAGCAGGGUUUGAAGGAGUGGCAGAUGUGGGCGGGGUCGGCGGUUGGGGCAGGCUCGCCGUCUGGGCAACAGCGAGCGCCGGUGAGCGCAACGAAAGGAAGCCAAUCGUCGGCGUACGUCAAUGAUUCGGGCGCCUGCGGCAUGUAUCUUGGUGAAUGUACAGAGCUAAUGUUCAAUUCAUUUUCUCAGGAAUAUCUGAUCUGCGCCAUGACAAUAUGGCCUUGCUGCAGCCAUGCGGUUCUUCGGAGUAUGGUGCUUCGAUUUGGUUCCUGUGGUGAGCGUAUCUGGAGAGGUCGCAAGCAGCAGGGGUCAGCGGAGCGGCUGCUGCGGUCGACAGAGCAGCAGGAGCAAGGAGCUCGAGACGGUUCAGGAGCUGGUGUUAUGUUCUACCUGAUCGAUUUUUAGCAGACUUGGUGAGCUUGCUCCCUCUUUGUUCUCUUCGUCAAGGUUUGUCUCUUCCCUUUACUCACUGAUUACUGUAUCUUUGGUGUUUCUCCUGUCUCCUAUCAUAGCGCUUCGCUUAUUGUUCUCUUUGUUCAGCAGUUCUCUGGCCUCCAGCCAGGCUUUGGCCUCAGCAGCUUUUCAAAAAACCCCGAAAGAAACUACUCUUUUUUACAGAUAUAUGAUAUGCAGCAGUUCAGGGCCUUAUUUAUAAAUCUGAAAUUACUCCCAAGAGAAAAUUACUGAGGAUUAGAUCAUCUUUCUGUAUAUCCAUAUAGCAUCUUUCCUGCUUGAUUACCAAGUAAAGAUUUGGAAGUUUACAAUGAUCCAACCUUGACAACACUACACGGACAUGACUCGGAAGCAUCAAUUGACUGGAAGAAACAUUGUCUGCAAGUGCCGUCAUUCACAUAGAUUACAGGAACAUGGCUGAUGUUUUGUGUACAAAAUUUAAUUUGAACUGUACUGUUAUGAGUCCAGCUGGUUACCCAUGGGGUUGAUACAGUCUUUUCUUGUUGUUUACUAGCACUAGCUUUUUCACAGGUCAGUUAUUGGAAGGGAAAAUUGCAGGCCAAGAUCCAUAAAUAGGAGAAAGAAAUCACACCCAAGCUGAUAAGAAAGCUUAUGAAGACAAUGGGAGAAAUCACUUCACUCUAUUCUGCUCCAAAGCAAAAACAAAUUUGGGGGAUCCAUGUUGCAGUGUGUUGUAAUUUACUGCCAUUUCAGAGACAGGCCAGUGCUGUUACCAGCCCAGCGUUUGCUUUUAUAUUAUUGAAUCGUGACUCAGUCAUAUAUGUUUAUAUUCAUGUUGUGAAAGCCAUCUUGAAAAUAGGCAAGAUUCUAUUGCCAACAAGUUGCUUCCUUAUAUAUUACCGGAAUAUGAAUACAUCAUGUAUAUUUAUAUUCAUGUUGUCAAGCUGUGGUUUAACAAAAGGGAGAAAUUCCCACAAAGUUAUUUCUUUGCACUACUAAUAAAAAUAACAAUGUAUCUUUUUGUGUAAAACAAAAAAAACAUCCUUAUGUAUAGUGAAAUCUUAUAUAAUGCUUAUAUGUAUGAAACCAGUGAAGUCUGCAUUAAAAAAAAAUUAGUGCGUUGAAUUGUAUGCCUCAUUAGUUUCCACCUAACAUAGCACUACAUAUCAAAGCUACAUUUCCUUAAAAUUUAAUUACUAAAAGACCCUCAGUAUUGCUAAAUUGACAAGCAUUUUCAAAUAAUUCUUUGUUUGAAAUGGGACCUUGCGCCAUUUGGCGCAAUAGGUAAAUUUGUUAUCAAGAAGCCUCCAUUCUUUUUAUUAUAUUAUUAUUAAAAACGUGUAUGUACAACUUAUUGUAGGCAACAGGACUCCAUUCUUUUUUUAUUGAGAGGGGGGUGGGUAAAUUUAUUAUCAUAUGUGCUUGCCCACAAGGCCACAACUAAACCAACUAAUACAUGUUUUUUUUCAAUGCACACAUGAAUUCAACGGGUCUCUGUGCUUAGCGGUCGUUAGAUCUUGGUCAAUCCAGUCUUGUGUAUUUUUCGUAUGGGGCGUUGGAUGUUCGCUGUUCAUUUUGCUGCUCGAUUUUGAUCGCAUGGUAAUUUGUAUGGCCAAUGACCGGUGCGCUCUUGCAGCAUGAAUGUUAGCUGGGUCAACUGAUUCUAGGUGCGGGCGCGCCCUCUCCCUGGGCGUCGCGUGCACAUCGCGCUGUCUGCAGGAGCGUGCGGCAGGCCAGGUCGGCCCGGGGUAGAACCGCAGGAGGCCAUGAAGGGCACGACGGCUGCGAGCGGAAAAAAUAGGGUUUGAAGGCGCCAACUGGAUAAAGAAUGUACCUUUCACUUUCUUAUAGUCUGUUGGUGGCGCUGCCAGUUUGAUUUUUUGUUUAGAACGACAAACAAGACAGAAGACGUGCGUGGCUUCUUUAGCUGUACAUGUUGCUGUAUUUGCAUCUUUAGCACCAUCUCUUUCCAUAAAUAUUGGGAUGGUUCAGGGUUGAAAGAUUAUU
This is a messenger RNA of Triticum aestivum (bread wheat), 2954 nucleotides long. RefSeq lists its product as uncharacterized. The coding region runs from base 462 to 938 and encodes 158 amino acids. The transcript has 4 exons. Lineage: Eukaryota; Viridiplantae; Streptophyta; Magnoliopsida; Poales; Poaceae. The record is from RefSeq and is a predicted model, not a curated record.